This is a messenger RNA of Cornus florida, 1793 nucleotides long. RefSeq names its product SWI/SNF complex subunit SWI3B. The transcript has 6 exons. The record is from RefSeq and is a predicted model, not a curated record. Gene Ontology annotation, molecular function: protein binding. The coding region runs from base 105 to 1592 and encodes 495 amino acids. Lineage: Eukaryota; Viridiplantae; Streptophyta; Magnoliopsida; Cornales; Cornaceae.
AGGGAGAAUAAAGUCUUUCACAGGAGGAAGGGAGGGAGUUCAAUAGGAGUAACUGUAAAGAAGAUAUAAUCUGAAGGUUUUAUUUGAUUCUGUGUGAUUGAAAAAUGGAAGCAGUAAAGUCACCCCAAAAAGAAACCACACCCACACCCACACCCUCACCCUCAAAGCAGCUUCAGAUCUCCCCAAGCCCCACCACUCCCACCGUCGUGUCAGAUAUUCCGGCCCCCGUCGCCACCGCCAGUUCCAAGCCACCCGAACCAUCUUCCGCCACAAACCCCCUCAUCCACAUCCCCAGCUAUUCCAGAUGGUUUUCAUGGACCAACGUACACGAAUGUGAGGUUCGAUUCCUUCCGGAGUUCUUUGAUGGGAGAUCGGCGUCGAAGAACCCUAGGGUUUACAAGUACUACAGGAAUUCGAUAAUCAAGAGGUUUAGAGAAAACCCCACCAGGAAGAUCGCCUUCACGGAGGCUCGCAAGACUAUUAUUGGAGAUGUUGGGUCGGUUCGGAGGGUUUUCGAUUUCUUGGAGGCUUGGGGUCUCAUCAAUUACUCCGCUUCUGCCUCCAAACACCAGUUGAAGUGGGAAGACAAGGAAAGCAAGUCCAAUGCUGUGUCUUCUUCGCAGAGCAACGAACCACCCAAUAGCUCUGCCGAUUUUACUGUUCCCAAGAAGAGAUUGUGCAGCGGUUGCAAGUCUGUGUGCAGCAUUGCCUGUUUUGCUUGUGAUAAGUAUGAUUUGACUCUUUGUGCAAGAUGCUAUGUCCGCGGUAAUUAUCGUGUUGGUGUUCUUUCAUCGGAUUUCAGACGAGUAGAGAUCAGUGACGAGAUCAAGACAGAUUGGACGGAUAAAGAAACUUUGCACCUUUUAGAAGCCAUCAUGCAUUUUGGUGAUGAUUGGAAGAAGGUCGCAGAGCAUGUUGGUGGCAGAAGUGAGAAAGAAUGUGUCACUCGUUUUAUCAAGCUUCCUUUUGCCGAGCAAUUUAUAGGACCUUCAGAUUCUGGUGAGGUCAAUAACAAGUUUUGUCAAACGAAGGACCAGAGUGAUGCAGAAUUUGGAUCGCAAAGUGUUGGCUCAUCAUCCCCAACCAAAAAGAUGCGUCUUUCCCCGCUUGCUGAUGCAAGCAACCCAAUUAUGGCUCAGGCUGCUUUCCUCUCGGCUUUGGCGGGUGUAGAGGUUGCAGAAGCAGCUGCUGGAGCUGCUGUGAGAGCUCUGUAUGAGGAUGAUUAUAGAAUUACUAAAGAGAUUCUUGGAUCCCCUACCGGUGGUGCAAGACAGCAAGAAUGUGAAGUUGAUUCUGAUUUUGAUAAAACAUCAAAUACAACGGAAGGAGGUCGUGCAGAUGCACAGUCGCUGCUUGAAAAGGAAGACCAGGACUUGCAGAAAGCAGUGUCUGAAAUUACUGAAGUGCAGAUGAAGAAGUUUCAAGAUAAGGUUAUUUGUUUUGAGGAGUUUGAAUUACAGAUGGAGAGGGAGUGGCAACAACUGCAACAAAUGAAAAACAUGUUGUUUGUUGAUCAGCUGACUCUUUUUUGCCAUAAGACCUCUGUGCCAAAAACUGGAGAAAGAACAGAGGAAAUUGUAAAAUCAGAAUGAUGUCUGGUGAUUAUCAUCUUUUCCUUAAAAAACAAAAAAUCAUUAGAAGUCUAAUAUUCUGUUGUCCAUUUGAAUUUAUUUUUUAUUUUUUUAUCUUUUAUCUGUUAUUUUUAUUUUUUUGCCAGGGAUUAGUCGAACUAGUGAGAGGAUUGUGUGUAAUUAUUAGUGCAACGUCUAUCUUAUGACCAGUGUCUUUGUUAA